UGUACACGCUAGUGAAAUUAAACAAAGGUUAACGUAGCACCACCGACCCCAUAACCUUCAAUACACUAGUACAACUCAACCCCAUCUCCAUACACACACACCACGACUCUAUUCACCAAUAUUUUAUAGACCAGACCCUCUACACCACAGCAACCAUGUCCGACGACCCCUUCCUCCAAGUCCAAACCGAAGUCAUUAACACACUCCAAACAACGCGCCCCCUCUACUCCUCUUACCUCCGCAUCCGCUCGCUCACCACCUCCUCCAACAAUCCCGAACUCCUUCAAUCCCGCUCCGAGCUCGAAUCUACUCUCUCCGACCUGCGCGCCGACCUAGCCGACCUGACCGAAUCCGUGCGCGCCGUCGAAUUAGACCCGUACCGGUACGGCCUUGAUCUCGACGAGGUCGAGCGACGGCGGAAAUUUGUCGAGGAUGUUGGGAGGGAGGUUGACUCGAUGGCGGGGGAGGUCAGCAAAACACUAGAGCCGAGUACAGAUACAGGUGCAGGCGCAGGCGCGAGUGUAUUGCCCAACCCGGCAGAGUUUGAUACAGAUGGCGCAGAAAGGGGUGGCGGGGAGGGUGAUGACUAUUACGCGGCGUUCGAGCAGCAGCGGCAGGUCGAAAUGAUGGAGGCACAGAAUGAGCAGUUGGAUGGCGUGUAUCGGACCGUGGGGAAUCUACGACUGCAGGCGGAUACGAUGGGCAGGGAGCUGGAGGAUCAGGGCGUGUUGUUGGAAGACGUGGAUAAUCUUGCGGAUAGGGUGGGUGGGAAGUUGGCGGGGGGAUGAAGAGGAUUAGGACGAUUGUUAAGAGGAAUGAAGGUGAGUGCAGGACUUUCAUGAGUGAUGUUCGACUGGUGAAAUAUGUGGAAGGCAAACUAAUCGUGGUAUAAGAUACAUAUUCAUCCUGCUGUAUCGCAGUCCUCAUAUUCGUCCUGGUCCUCCUGUUGAUCCUGGUGAUCGCGCUGUGAGGUAAUAUACAAAAGAAAUC
This is a messenger RNA of Talaromyces proteolyticus, 990 nucleotides long. RefSeq names its product t-SNARE. Gene Ontology annotation, cellular component: membrane. The transcript has 2 exons. Gene Ontology annotation, biological process: Golgi vesicle transport. NCBI's taxonomy places the organism in Eukaryota, Fungi, Ascomycota, Eurotiomycetes, Eurotiales, Trichocomaceae. The coding region runs from base 156 to 788 and encodes 210 amino acids. The record is from RefSeq and is a predicted model, not a curated record.